Molecule: messenger RNA, 3588 nt
Organism: Sycon ciliatum
Lineage: Eukaryota; Metazoa; Porifera; Calcarea; Leucosolenida; Sycettidae
Exons: 13
Coding region: 223-2970 (915 amino acids)
Source: RefSeq, a predicted model, not a curated record
CAAAUCUUGGUUUAUUCAUAUUCGUCGUCUUGCGGACCAGCCGAGGAGGCAACACCAUUGGUGGAAGAGAGGGCAGUUCUCUCCUCAGCGCUGAGAAUAGGACCUUGAGUUGCAAAGCAGCCCACCGGUACAAAUUCCAGUGUAAUAACACACCGAAAUUGGGACUGGAAGCGCCGAAUACGAAACGUCGCUUUAGGAUCGGGAGUGCGCUAGCUGCGAGAAAUGUUGCCGCUACCAACUCCGAGCAGGGCCCAGGCCGGAGUGGUAGUUACCGUUGUAGUUUGCCUAAUGGCUGCGUUUGUGCCCGGUUGUAAUGGCCAGUCGUGUACAGCUCAAUCAGCAGACCAGUGUUGUAUCCUACCUACUGGCGAUGUUCGAGUCGGCAACUUCACCUACUUUCCCGUGGCCAUCACGACGCUGACCAAAGUGCGAGCGUGCCUGCGCAGUCUGGACCGGUUGCCGCAGUCGCUGCGGGACGAGGUGGUGGAGUCGCUGCGUCUCAAGCUCACCAACCUCUAUGCGUUCGUGGACCUCGCCCGAAACUCCACCGCCGCGACGCCCUGCCCUGGAGUGAAGUACAGUGUUCAUAAGCUAGAGUAUGACGCCUUACCUGCCCUGGAUGUAGCACGUCGUCAGGCCUCCCCGGUCGACUUCUUCCAGACUCUGUCGGCGGCGUUCCGUGGCUUCAACGACGCGCACACUCGCUUCUUCUCGCCGCUGCAAGCGUUCCACUAUGUGCGUCCAAUGGUACUGACCACGCGCCUGGUGACGCCGCAGCCAGGUGCCACGCCCGAACAGCAGGUGUUCUUCUCCAAGGUCAACCCCCUGUACAGCUUGCUCAAUGCCACCCAGGUACUCGCGGUCACUGUCUCCUGGAAAGACUUUGUUGGACGGCGCGUGUACAGAAUCAACGGUGUGGACGCAUUGACCUAUCUCAAGACACAAGCUGAUCGGUUCGGUUUCCAUAAGUCACGCGGUGUACGCUUUAAUCAGCUGCUAAAGCAGACCUACUUCAGCCUGGGUGAGCAUGACUUACCAGGCCAGGACACGGAGGUGUACACACUGCAGGACGGUGCCGAAGUUAUAGCUACACUGGUAGCGGUCGUCACGGACCCACGGCUCACAUCCAGUGGCGUACAGCAAGUGUCUCGCUACAUAUCAAGCCGGCAAAAUUCGGUAAUCAAUGCUAUAAAGCUGUCCAACCUACUGGACACGGCUCUUGCUUACCAGACGGCACGGACAUUGUCUUCACAGAUUCCAACUUGGGAUCUCAAGCCCCUGUCCAUCUCCUUUGAGGAUGUGAUCGUAGCAUUCGAGGUGGAUAAAGCCCUGGUGCUGAAGCUGCCCGGAGAGUUUGGCAUCUCUCCAUCCAAUGCUCAGCUGCUCUACCGCGCUAGAUACCUGUUCCUGGAGGCUACUAAGCUAGCCAAGGAGAGAGGCAUCGAUACUAUUCUCUUCGAUGUGAUUGGCGACAAUGGCGGUCAGCUGCAGCUAACAAACUGGUUGCUGGGAGCACUUGUACCAGAAUAUCAGACCAGUGACGCAGCUCGCUGUGUUACCUAUGACAUGAAAGCCAGUGCAGUGUGGGAUCGCUGGCUGGAGUCCUUUGCCAGCCAGCGCUGGGUGCGUGCGGUCACACAGAACCUGACGUAUGAGCAAGUUGAAGAGCUGCUGGAAAUGGUCGUCACGCGGGAAAGCGAGUUUGCGGAAAUGUUCGACCCCAGCCUCUCCAUCUUCUACCUGGGCGUGGUGCAGCCACAUUUGAUCUUCCCAUUGAAGAAGGCCAUGGGCAUCUCGGAUCCCGACACCCAACUGAAAGAAGUUCGUACUGCCUUGACUAACCUAUUGACACGCAGUCCAUACUCCUACAACAAUCGAUACUAUGAGUGGUACCCGAUGACACAGCGUAAUCGUCCCAGCGGCAGCAAUUACGAGAACCUGGCGUACUAUCGGCAGCCAGUGCAGUACCUACGCGGCGGAACGGUGUCCAACUACUCACAGAGAUUCUACGAGAGCUGCUUCACUACGGUGCCAGCAACGGAGAAGGAGCAUCUCUGGACUGCCGUGCAGACCUACUUCCGGAACAUCUUGUUCCUGACGGACGGCACGUGUGGCGGAGCGUGUGCCCUGCUGCUCUCCAAGCUGCAGCUAGACGGACGAGCCAAGGUAACCACACUCGGUGGAGUCUACAACGAGCCAAUGGACACGUCGUUCACCGGAGGUUUUGUCGAGGACUGGCCUGAGGAGUUGGAGAAGAUCAGACUGUCCGAAUUUCUCGGCAAGAUCAUUUUCAGGGCCAACACAACGUUCCCAGAAUUGGACAGACUUCCGGUGCCCGCUACGGUAACUCAGCAUGCUACUUGUAGUGUUCGAGUAUUCUACUUUUUUGAAGUAGUCAUAAAGAUGUGCAAAUACGAUCACCAACGGGGGCACGGUCUCUCUGUGUUGCAGAUCAGACUGUCCGAAUUUCUCGGCAAGAUCAUUUUCAGGGCCAACACAACGUUCCCAGAAUUGGACAGACUUCCGGUGCCCGCUACGUUCACCCUAACUACCUUUGAGAUGUACGUGGCUAGCCUGGGCGAGUGUGCUCUGCCGCGUGACUGGUACAACAUACCCGGUGACUACCAUGUGGACCUAUGGGCUACACAGCUGGACGACUGGCCAACGCCGGACCAUGCACAGCUACGCGACCUGUACCGGCAAGUCAUCGCUGCACAAGCAGUAACACCAGCACCAACGAUGGGCCCUACCACACCUCCAGAAAAAGGGCUAUCCGGCGGAGCUCUCACUGGUAUACUGAUAGCCUGCAGUAUUGUAGGUGUAGCGCUGCUGAUCGUCGGCUACGUGCACUUGCGCAAGUGCCAGCGCAAGCCACUUCUACCCAACUCCGAGACCAGCAUCCAGUCACAGCCGAUGUUGGACGACACCGUGUCCGUGUCGGGACAAGAUCUCUGGCAAGAAGAGGCAUAGCGACCGGCCGGUCAGUCUCCUCACCUGCCCGCCGCACCGCAGUACACCACAGGACAAGCGCUCGGCAACGCUACGCCUGCAACAACAGAGGACCUGUGAGUUGAACCACGCUGGAUGCCUGCAGCUGAGUAAUGGCACCAGGGCCUUCCUUGUACAUAUACUUUGUAACGAUAUACUAGCAUCAUGAUUCGUGCGCACGGCCAUCUGUUGUAGCGGGCAAGUAUCAUGCAGGUAAUUGAGAAUCUCUUUUUUUUGUUUAGCAGUCGCCAUCAAUGCACAGCAUAUGCCCACUAGUUAGUGUAGGUACUUUGACGUAGUACAAUGUACAUCAGUGUCAGGACAACCUCCAUUAAUUCAUGUUCAUGAUAAACUGUACACAGGGUAUAUGCAGAGUAGAAUACCAAUCAGAUGACGUCAAUGGGUAGCAACAAUUAAAAAAUAGAACUACUUCAAAAGAAGUAUCAGCACAUUUAUUCAAUUUCUACUGUUUAUUUCAUUCUUAACACACCUGGAGUAUUUACCUAUUUUCACAAAUUUCGAUUUCCCACUUACGGCAAGUAUGAGCAGAUCAUAAGCAGAUCAAGAGCAGAUCAUGAGCAGAUCAAGAGCAGAUCAUGA